Messenger RNA from Cimex lectularius (bed bug), 9218 nucleotides. RefSeq names its product filaggrin. The record is from RefSeq and is a predicted model, not a curated record. The coding region runs from base 120 to 8579 and encodes 2819 amino acids. The transcript has 9 exons. Lineage: Eukaryota; Metazoa; Arthropoda; Insecta; Hemiptera; Cimicidae. Gene Ontology annotation, molecular function: protein binding.
GCCGGAAGAUCGGCUCAGUUAGCUUUGUGACGUUAUAGUGGUGCCUCCGUACCGGUACGGACCAUCUGCGAUUCGACAGGAGUCAGGCAAACGAAAAUUAAACGAACAGAACGAGCGCCAUGGGGGCGUUGUUACACGAGACGGUAUGGCUCCUGCUAAUGGUUUGCGUUUUUGGAUUAGCGACAGGAGCACCUGUCUACGAUGAGGAACAAGGUCUAGUACCAUCCACAGCAGGGGAUGGCUGUUAUUACAAUUUUGUACAUUACGAGGAAGGGGAUAGGAUUUUAACGAAUGAACCGUGUCUGAAUUGUACUUGUUCCAACAAGAUGUUGAUGUGCUACCUGAGGGUCUGCCCGUUCAUGAGGGCAGUAGGUCAAGACUGCACUAUAGAAAAGAAACCGGACCAGUGCUGCCCGGUGGUAACUUGCCCACAAGUUCCAGUUGCCCUGUUGACAAGCACAACCACAACCUCACCGUCGACAUCCACGGCAGUAGGAAUGCUUGAUAACUACGGCUGUACUCUCGAAGAUAAUACUUUUUAUCCCGACGGUGCUCAGGUUCCAUCCCACCCUACAAGACCUUGUGAACUCUGCUACUGCAUAAGAAACCACACAGCAUGUAUUAUGCAAGAAUGUACCUUAAAUGUUGAUGGAUACAAACCAGUAUAUCAAGAUGGCGUAUGUUGCCCUGUUAGAUACGCUUUUGAAAGCACAGAGGUAAGCACAACCCCAAGGCCCACUCCUGGCCAUGUUGCACCCAAUGGAUCUCAGACUUGUUUCGGUCACAAUGGCACACUGUUCCGUGAUGGUGAAUUGAUGGAUAACUUCAGCUCGAACCCUUGUAAAAGGUGCUACUGCAUGUCAGGCAUAGUUGUAUGUGCUGUGAGAGAUUGUGGUGCCCCUAUGGAAGGAACUGACUGUGAACCGAUUGAACCAGAGGAAGGACAAUGUUGUCCUAGCUCAUACCGAUGUGCUAAUGGAAUAGUUCCUGCACCAUCAUUACCAGAGAAAGAACAUCAUUACACAAGUAACAACGAAAAAGAAGAAAACCAUAACAUAGCAGAUUCAAGCGCUAGCGAAUCUAUCCCUAGUGUAGAAAAUGAGAAUGUCCCUGAAGGUUUUGGAACUGGAGAAAAAGUUGGAGGUUUGAAACCGGAAAAUACAGAAAGCCACGAUUCAGAACCUUUGACACCCACAUCUGAUGAAGCUGCACAGGUUAUACCAGAAGGUACAGAAGAAGUUAAACCAUCUGAAUCUACUGAGAAAGUCCACAGCCUCGAAGUCACCUCAGAGCUGCCAGUCGAUACUGAAUCAGUGCACACUCAUACUGUAAACAAAGAGCAAGAGGGAGAUGUUGACAGAGAAUCCACUGAACAUGAAACGAGUCCAACAGAGACACCUGUAUCUCAUGGAGAAAUGGGCCAAGAUGCGCAGAAGCCAACCACUCAGGAGGAAUAUCAAGAAAAUGUUGAAGGAUCACAUGUCAAUGAAGAACAUUCAACACUUACACCUCACACUGAAACCUCACCAUUAGAUGACAAAAAUGAAUCACCUCAAACACUUGAAGAGACAUCAACACCAGGACUUGAAUCCAGUUCUGCAGAAACUGGUCCUACUGUAGCACCCAACGGAGAGCAGCCUGAAGGUGUCUUGACUCCGCAACAGACAAAACCUAGCGACCAUCUUACAUCAAAUGAAAUUCCUGAAUCUGUUUCGCUACCUUCUGAAGACAAUUCCGAGUUGGAACCGAUUGAAUCAGCUAGGAUUCCCGGUGAAGGAAGCUGUUUAGUUGAUGGAAAGACAUAUGCUCCCAACUCUGAAGUCCCCAAAAGUAACCCAUGCCAUAAAAUAUGCCACUGUGUAAAUUCAAUUGUGCAAUGUGAGCAAGUGAAAUGUCCUCCUCUUCCACCCUCUGCAGUAUAUUCGAAUUGUUUCCCAAUUGAAACUCCAGGUUCCUGCUGCCCUACUUUCAUGUGUGACCAAAAACCAUCCGAUGCACCAGAAAUUCAAAAUCAAGUCAGUAUUGAUAAAAUUGACAUGAGUAUUGAUGAGGAUGGUCACCUUAGCGCAACGCCUCAAGAGACGACCUCUCACCCACCCCAACAAGGAUUUACAGAAAGCACCGACCAAGUAACUGUUGUUCCUGGAAAAACUGAUGAUGUUCCUUUGGUACAUGGUGGAGAGUCGGCUUUCCACGGUGGAUCUGAAACUGUUUCUGCAGAAGAAAACAAACUAUCACAAAAUGGAGAGUCUGCUGCAGAACAUGUAGAAUUCGAGGAUAAAACUGAAGAAACCCAUUUACCAGAAAAUACAGAAACUGGCUUAAGUGAUAACAAGAACCAGAAAGAAGCACACACUGAAACAACGCAAAAACCUGUCGAAGAAGAAACCAGACCAGUUUCCAGUUUAGGAUCAGAGUCCCAUACCGAAAAACCGGAGUCUGAUUUUGGACAAAUUCACCAUCUAGACGGGUCAAGUCCCCAAGUAGAAAAUGCUAAUCACGAAUCAGAUUUCUCUCAGACCUCUGACAGUGAGCAUGAACCAUCCGAUAAUGAAAAAUCUCAGCCUGAAGUUACAACAGAAACUCAUGAAUCUCACCAAACCCACCCACCGACAACUGAAGUAGAGGGUCAAGAAGAACAUUCCAACCAAGCAUCUGAUAAUACAGAAUCGCAACCUGAACCUGAAACAGAGCAUCAAGAAUCACACCCUACACAACCCCCAACUAACGAAGAAUCUCAACCUGAACCUGAAACAGAGCAUCAAGAAUCACACCCUACACAACCCCCAACUAACGAAGAAUCUCAACCUGAACCUGAAACAGAGCAUCAAGAAUCACACCCUACACAACCGCUUCCAGAUGAAGAAUCUCAACAUGGUCAUGAAGCAGACAGUCAAGAAACACACCCUACACAGCCACUUCCACAUGAAGAAUCUCAACAUGGACAUGAAGCAGGCAGUCAAGAAACACAUCCUACGCAACCGCUGACUAGUGAAGAAUCGAGCCCAGAGUCUGAUGUAGAGAGCCAUGAAGAGCAUCCCAACCAACCUGCUGAUAAUGGAGAAUCUCGACCUCAUCCUGUAACAGUUAGUCACGAGGAACAAUCUACUCAAACACCAACCAAUGAAGAAUCUAGCCCUCAAACUGAAGUAGAGGGUCAUGAAGAACAUUCCCACCUCACUUCUGAUAAUGAAGAAUCUCAACCUGAACAUGAAACAGAAAGUCACGGGGAACAGUACAUUCACAUGCAUGGUGAAGAUCAUAAAUUAGCUGAAGAAGGAGCACCUGCACAGUCUGCUUCUAGUGAACCAACAACUGUACUCAACGAAAUGGAAGGCCAAGAAAAACACACCACUCAGUCUUAUAACAAGGAAGAACUUCAACCUGAAUCUGAAAGAGAUCAAACUCAAGAAUUGCAAUCGCUUGGUCAAGAAGAAGAAGAAAGUAACAAACCACAUUCUGAAUCAUCCAGCAAUGAAGAACCUCAGCCUGAAUCCGAAAAACACACUGAACAUACUGAAGCUCCACACAUUUCUCAUCCAGAGCCCAGUCUACCUCCUUCUGAAGAGGAAAGUGAUGUGACACAUUCUACACAUACACACGACGGUGAAGAACUUCAUCCCGGAUCGAGUGAAGAUUCAGAUUUAAAUGAAGGACCAACCCAACAAGCUGAAAUGUUAAGUAAUGAAUCACCACAUUCAACCCAAGCCACUCUCACAGAAGACCAUCAAACUGAAUCUGAACGAGGAAAUACAGAAUUACCCUCUACACAACCAACUUUUCAUAAAGAAUCUGAAACCCAGUCUGAAGUGGGAAAUGAUGAAGUUCAUCCCACCCUAGUCGCUGACAAUGAAAAGUUUCCAAGUGAACCAACAACUGUUUCCUCUGAAGGAGAAAGUCAAUCACACACUUUACAACCCCCAACAUAUGAAGAAUCUCACACCCAGACUGAAGAAGUAAAUAACGUCCAAGAGCCCGUUCAUGGAGAGUUUCAACCAAAUUCAGAGACGGAAGUUGAAAAUACUGAGCCUCAUCUCACCCAACACUCUGACAGUGAAAAAUCUCAGGCUGAAGCAAGCCAAGAAUCACACACUACUCUACCGACGACCAAUGAAGAAUCCAGCCCUGCCUCUGAAGAAGUGAGUCAUGAACACCAUUCUGACCAUGUCUCUGAUGAAGACAAAACCCAGCCGGAAACUGAAGAAGCAAGUCAAGAAUCUCACACCACUGUAUCGACGACCAGUGAAGAGACCAGCCCACACUCUGAAGUAGUGAGUCACGAACAACAUUCCGAUCAUGUUUCCGAUAAGGAAGAAACCCAGCCUGAAACUGAUGAAGCAAGUCAGGAAUCUCACACCCCUGUAUCAACGACCGGUGAAGAGUCCAGCCCACACUCUGAAGUAGUGAGCCAUGAACAACAUUCUGAUCAUGUUUCCGAUAAGGAAGAAACCCAGCCUGAAACUGAUGAAGCAAGUCAGGAAUCUCACACCACUGUAUCAACGACCGGUGAAGAGUCCAGUCCACACUCUGAAGUAGAGAGUCACGAACAACAUUCCGAUCAUAUCUCUGAUAAGGAAGAAACCCAGCCUGAAACUGAUGAAGCAAGUCAAGAAUCUCACACCACUGUAUCGACGACCAGUGAAGAGUCCAGUCCACACUCUGAAGUAGUGAGUCACGAACAACAUUCCGAUGAUGUUUCCGAUAAGGAAGAAACCCAGCCUGUAACUGAUGAAGCAAGUCAGGAAUCUCACACCACAGUGUCGACAACCGGUGAAGAGUCCAGUCCACAUUCUGAAGUAGUGAGUCAUGAACAUUCUGAUCAUGUCUUCGAUAAGGAAGAAACCCAGCCUGAAACUGGUGAAGCAAGUCAGGAAUCUCAUACCACUGUAUCGACGACCAGUGAAGAGUCCAGCCCUCACCCUGAAGGAGAAAGUCAUUCACAGCAAGUGCACACUGGUGAGGAGCAACCUGAAUUUGAGAAAGAAAGUGAAGGAGUGCAUCCGGCACAGGCUGCUUCCGAGGAAACGUCUACCCCACUAUCUGAAGAGGAAAGUCACGUGGCAUCUUCUCCACCAACUUUCAGUGAAAAUGUUGAUGCUGAACAUGAACUGCAUCCUACCCAAUCUAAAAACGAAAACGAUUUUAACAACCAAGUACCACUGGAAGACAAACAUGGCGAAACUGCAUCUGCUGAACCUGAAGUUUCAACAAGUGAACAAGGCUUUAGUGAAAAUCAUCUAGAACAUGAAGAACAUGUGGAACAUGCACCAGAAAAAACAACACAAGAGACUGAUAGACAUGAUGAAUCAUUGACUGAGUCUAAUGUUAAGCAUAAUGGCCAUGUAACUGAAUCAGUUGAUGUUGAACAUGAAGUUCCGACAACCGAAGGUCUGAGCUAUAGCUCUACAGAAAGCCAAACCCAUGAUAAUGCUGAAACUUCUCAUCAUGAAGAAAUGUCAUCACUGUCGCCAGAACAUCCAGUUGGUGAAGAGUCAUCAUCCGAAGCUUCAUUUGAAGUACCUGUAGAUGUUACAUCAGAAGGCCCAACAUUCUUUGAUAAUGCACACGAUUCAAACAAACAUGACAGUGCGAAUGAAUUUACUCCAGAUGCAUCAACCGAACAAAAUGAAGAACAUGUUGAGCAAAGUGAAGUAAGUUCUCCACAAACACCCUCACAUGAAGUAGAUGCUUCAACUCAUUCAUCUGAACAAGAUGUCCAUCAGGAAUCUCCGAAUGUAGUCAGCGGUGUUGCUUCACAAUCUGAAGGACAUGUGAGCAGCGAUGAAAGUUCUUCUCAAGAACAAGUUACUUCUCUUCCAGUUGUGGAUCAUUCUGAGUCGAUGCAGACAUCUUCAGAAACACCUGCAUUCUCUCACAGUGAAUCGCCUGAAAACGAGGAACUAGAAUCAUCAAAACAAAAUCCUACUACACUUGCCCCUGAACAUGAAAGCGUCAGUUUUCAUAAUGAACCCUCACAAUCAAAACCUGAUGAGAGUCAUCAAGAGAGUUCAUCGCACCAAGGAGAAGAACUGGCUGAAACUGAGCACACAGAAAAUGCACCAGUCGGUGGCACGGGAGAAUAUGAUCAGGGUUUGCCUAAUGUGGAGGAUCAAGCUGAAAGCGUCCAUGGACCUCAUGAGGAGCAACAAGGAGUAUUUAAUCUAGACGACCUCCAUCAACCACCAAUGAACGUUCCUGAAGAAGAGAUGCAUACACCAUUAACCGAGCAAGAGACGCCCACGGAUGUCACUCAUGAACAGAAUGUAGAUUUACAUGAAAACACUGACGAUCAAUCACACGGUAAUGAUGUGAACGUCGUAUCACACACUGAAUCAGCUAGUCCACAUGAAUCUGUAGAUGAUAGUGAAACUUCACCUUCUGAUGAUAAACAAACGGUGACGCACGUUGAAGAAACCAAAGUUCCUGAACAUCUUCCCAUUGAAAACCAACUAUUAGAAUCAACAGAACCUAGUUUAGAUAAUAAAUUUGAAUACAACGUUCACAUGACUGAAGCAGAACAUGUGGAACAGCCUCUUGACAAUCAAGAUUCUAGUCCUGUGCCAGCAGAAGGAGAAGCUCAGCCUGAAGUGCCAAAGCCUGAUUCCAGCGAACCUCCAUCAGAAAAUUCUCCAGAAUCAGACAGAGCUGAAGUUCAUGAAAGUCAAAAUGAACCGGAUGAACACAAAGUUGGAGUUUCUGACAGUACUAUGCCUGAAGUUCCUGUAGAAGAGCAUUUCCAAGAAGCCGACAAUCAGUCAGAAACUCACCCUGUUGCACCAGAGGAUUCAGAACAUCAAAAGGAGCCAUCGCACGAACUUGGUGAAGAGGUCCAAGAACACACGCCUGAACAUGAAGUGGAACUGCCACAUGAAAAUGAAGAGCAUCAUGAAGAAUCAACACCACAGCAUGAAGUUGUUAUGGAAGAAAAUAAAUCCACGUUAGAAGGACAAGAACCAUCCGAAACGUCAACUGAAAGUCAUGAAAAACAUCCGGAUCAACAAGAAUUUACUCUUGAGGUUCAUGAAGAAGAACCCAGCCAAACUGAAGAACACGUUUCUCCUUCGGAAGAUCAAGUUUCUCCAUCAGAAGAACCCUUUUCUCCAUCAGAAGAACACGUUUCUCCAUCAGAAGAACACGUUUCUCCAUCAGAAGAACAAACGGUAUCUCCUGUAGAAGAACAUAAGGAAGAAGGUGAAACAUCCCAUUCUGAAGUUCCAACCAAAGACCAUGAACUACCUGUUCAACAUGAAGUUGUAAGCGAAACUGUGAAACCUGAAACCACAUCAGAAACAGAUGAACAUCCAGAACAUAGCUCUGAGACCCCUCUUGAGCAUUCGCAUGAAGUUCAAACAGAAGAACCACAAUUACAAAGCCAUCAUGAAGAAACAACGUCAGAUGUAGAACACGACAAGCUUGAAGAAAAUACACAUCCCGUCGAAGAAAUGCAAACAGUAGAGGUGACCGGACACGACACUCAAACUGAACAUCAUGUUGAAUUGCCUGUGGAAUCUCAUCAAACAGAAGGGCCUUCAACUCAUGACGAAUUCCAUUCAGAAGAUGGGGUUGCACCUCAACCAGAACAGCCUGUAGAAGUAGAAGAGCUCGUAACCAAACCAGAAGACCAUCAAAAUGAACACAAAGAAACAACAACCCAACAUGAAGAAAACACAGAUCAGCAUUCUGUAGAACACCACCAAGGCGAAGAGGUUCCAUUAGAACACGACUCUCUUGGAGAAGGAUCACACACUGAAUCUCACGUAGAAAAUAGUACUCAGCAGCCCUUUCUUUUGGAAUCUGACGACUCUGGUCCAUCAGUUGGUGAAUCAGAUAAAGUUGAAGUUGCACCUGAUACGCACUCCACUGAAACAUCGCAUGUAACCGAACCUUCAUCCCCGCCUCCGACUGUCUUGCCAAGUUCGACCGAGCACCCUCAUCCAAGCGAACAUAAACCUGGCACUCACCCCUUAUUCCCCAGUUGGUCUCAAAAACCUUUCGAGCAUCAAACUUCACAACCAGAAGUACCGCAUAAUCAAGAAGAAACGCAUUACCCUUCAGGCCUAGAACCAGACUACGAAGAAGAAGAUGGAACGAGCUACGGACCCGGAACGUGUAGAUAUGGUGGGAAAGUGUACCUUUCAGCGCAGCAAAUCCCCAGGGAAGACCCUUGCGACUUCUGCUUCUGCUUUAGAAGCGAUGUGAUCUGUUUGCAACAGAGCUGCCCACCGCCAAUUAAAGGUUGCUAUCAAGAAACGAUCAAAGGCUUCUGCUGCCCACGAUACGAAUGCCACGUAUCCACCGCCACUGUAUUAAACAUUACCACAACGACCACAACAACGACAACGACUCUUCCGCCUCACUUCUUAGCCCAUGCUUACAACGGUGCAGCUGUAAAACAAGGAUGCCAGGUCAAUGGCGUCGCUUACAGCGUAGGACAAAGAAUACCUUCUACAUCUGGUCCAUGCUUAGAAUGCAGAUGUGGAGGAAAUGGCCAAAUGGAUUGUGAUCCAACCCUGUGUGGGCCGCAAGAAGCUUUGUUGAGACAAGUGAUGGAUGCCGCCGCCGUAAGUAAGAGGAGGUGAGCCACGCACGAUUCCAACAAAGAAGGUGCCAUUCUCAGCUCAACAACCCAUGACUGACGUGAUACAGACGUAUCACAAAGGACUGAUCAUAAAAUUAACGAAUACGAUGAGCAUUUAUAUUCUUCAAGUGUUUAAGGGGCCAUAAAGACUUUAAACGAGUGAAGCCCACGUGUGUUAAAAUAAUGUAUUUAUAAAUUUAGCCAGUUUGUAUUCUGGUUCCCAAAAUCUCAUUUUAAUUGGGCACCACAAGUUUUGAAGCCUACUUGUUUGACUGGUCGAAUUCUGCCAAUUUUAAAAAAAUUUAUUUACAUUUUCUUUAAAUUACUAGGCAUGCGAAUGAUUUCUACCACUCGAACAUAGGCUUAUUUGUAAAUUAUAUUUGCUAUUUUAGGUUGGAAGUAGUCUAAGUUAUUUAUGUAAACAUUCAAACUAUUAAAGAAAAAAGAAAAGGACCUACAAUAAGUAAAUGUGAUUUAAUAUGUGUGAUUAAAUGUUGUAAAAGACGAUUGUGCACUACAAGCGUACGUGCAAUAUUUUCACCUUUUUAUACUUUUUGCUAAUUUACUAGACCUUAUAGAAACGUAUAUGAACCAUUUUUUGGAAUAGUGCAGGAUUAAACAUGUUCAUACAUUCUCAAUA